Molecule: messenger RNA, 1164 nt
Organism: Osmerus eperlanus (European smelt)
Lineage: Eukaryota; Metazoa; Chordata; Actinopteri; Osmeriformes; Osmeridae
Exons: 9
Coding region: 223-1029 (268 amino acids)
Cellular component (GO): nucleus
Source: RefSeq, a predicted model, not a curated record
GCCUGUUGCACAAAAGUAGAAUUAAGACAUCCGGGAUAAAUGACUCAGCUGAGCUCAAUGAAGCCAAAACAUGUGCGUCCAGGCUUAAUUGGUUGCACAAAGACCAAGCCAGGAUGAGCAGACACGGAUUCAUUAAGCCAGGUGAAACCAAUCCUGGAUAGGUGCGCGCUCACGGCUCACUCAAAUAGACCCCGCCACAGAUCACAGAUUAACUGAUUUACCAUGGCAACUAGAGCCGCGUACUUUUCCCCGUCGGAAGCACAAAUCCUCAUGGAGGCAUACGAGGAGGUAAAAGAUAUAAUUAAGAAGAAAGGCAACACCGCCACAGUGAUAAAGCAAAGAGAAAAAGCGUGGCAAAGUAUUGCAGACCGCCUGAAUGCAUUAAACAUGAACGGGCCAAAACGGACAUGGCAGCAGGUCAAAAUCAAAUACAAGAACAUUCUGCAGAAUGCAGUGAAAAAGAAUACCCACAGACAAGGCACGGGUGGUAGGUCACCAAAGGCUGACCUUACCCCAGCAGAGGACAUGGCCUUGGAGCUAAAUAAAGGCAGGCCCGUCUUAGAGGGGAUCCCUGGGGGGAAAGAGACGAGCAUAGGUUCCUCCCAAGAUGCCACCCGCUUCAUUCAAGUGUCUGGCAGCACUGUGUUCCUGUUAGAGCCACCAGCACAAGCACCAGACGAUGCUGAUCCAGGUGAAGGCCCCAGUGCAGCAGCAACAGCACAUGAUGGAGACGAUGAUGAGGAGGAGACCAUCUCUCUGGAUUCCAGAAGGCAUGAGGACCCAGAUGCUAUACAGUGGGAAAACCAGCCUGGCAACAUAAGCUCACAAGCUAUCAGAAAGUUGUAUGGCAACCACCUCCGGCGCCAAAUAGAACUGGCAGACAUAGACAUUCAGUACAAGAAGAAAAAGAUGGAAAAUCUUGCACUGGAGUCCGAAAUAAAAAAGAGGACAAUUAGGAAACUGGACCUUGAAAUAAAAAAACUUGAGAGGGAGCUCCAAGAAGAUGACACAGCUGAAAAUAAAAAUUAGCAAUCAGUACAACCAAGUCAUCGUUAUAAGGCAUCGCCCUCUUUUGCCCACCCCCCCAGCACCAGGUGUGGCCACUAGCCUAUAUGAAGGCCCAAAAUUGUGUGUUCCUUUCUGCUCUGACAAUGGCAUGCCCAU